This is a messenger RNA of Nanorana parkeri, 2380 nucleotides long. It is a transcript of the gene RIPK1, whose product is annotated as receptor interacting serine/threonine kinase 1. Gene Ontology annotation, molecular function: JUN kinase kinase kinase activity; protein binding; ATP binding. Gene Ontology annotation, biological process: signal transduction; protein phosphorylation. The record is from RefSeq and is a predicted model, not a curated record. The coding region runs from base 157 to 2367 and encodes 736 amino acids. NCBI's taxonomy places the organism in Eukaryota, Metazoa, Chordata, Amphibia, Anura, Dicroglossidae. The transcript is spliced from 13 exons.
UCCUGAUUAAUAUCAUGGGCUUUGCUGGUAAAAGACAGCCACGGAGGCCGUGAAAUGAUCGACAAUCGCUGAUCUAUGACAAGAGUUUCCAAGCGAUGUAGAAGAAGCACAAACAAGUAGAAGAGGAACUUCUUUUUGAAGCUUACUAUUUCUAAGAUGGAUAAGUCAGUUGAUUCUGCAGACAUGUCUCUUGAAGACAUUGGCAUGAAUUCCAAAGACCUAUUGGACAAGAGAGAAAUUGACUGUGGGGGUUUUGGAAAAGUGUUCCUGUGCUGUCAUAAGAAGCAUGGCCUGGUUGUCCUGAAAACUGUGUUUACAGGGUGUAAACAAGAUUCAUACAAAAAUGAUCUUAUGCAAGAGGGAAAAAUAAUGUGUAAGCUGAAUCACGAGCGAGUUGUAAAGCUACUUGGUGUUAUCUUGGAAGAUGGCAACUACUCUUUGGUGAUUGAGUACAUGACAAAGGGAAAUUUGCUAAGUGUCUUAACUAAGGUUGUAGUGCCCAUUUCAGUGAAAGCUCGUUUUAUCAUGGAAAUUAUAGACGGAAUGAUCUAUCUGCAUAGUCAAAAAGUGAUCCAUAAGGACCUGAAACCAGAAAACAUUUUGGCAGAUGAUGAUUUUCAUGUUAAGAUUGCAGAUCUUGGCGUUGCAGCUUUCCAGAAAUGGAGCACUUUGACAAAAGAGGAAACCAAGCGCCAAAAGAGUCAGAGCAAAAAAACAAGUUCUUCCAAGGCCAGCAUUGGUGGGACGUUAAGCUAUAUGGCACCUGAGCACUUCAAAAAUAUCAACACGAAGGCCAGUGAAAAAUCUGAUGUGUACAGCUUCGGAAUAGUUAUCUGGGUGAUACUAAGCAACAGUGAACCUUAUGAACAUGUCAUUAGUAAUGACCAGCUUUCACUAUGUGUGAAAGGGGGCCAAAGGCCAGCCGUGACUGUGGAUAUUAAAGCAAGCUUAGAGGAGGCAGCCAAUCUCAUGGAGGAAUGCUGGAAGGAUGAGCCAGAUGAACGGCCUUCUUUUCAAGACUGUGAAAAACAAUUCAGGCCAGUGUAUUCUGAAAAAUAUGAGGAGAACAUUGAGCGUGAUAUUAAGAAAUUGCAGAAAGAUUACCCUGAACCAGAAGCAUUUAUACAAAGGAUGGCAUCUUUGCAGAUAGAUUGUGAUGCAGAAGAUCCCAGUUUGCCAGUGAGAGAUACGCCCAGGUCUUUGCACAGCUCUCUUGGCUUGGGACAAGGAAACGUGAAUGAGCAUUUGUUUAGGCCUUCCAAUGAGCCAGAAGAGAGUGAAGAAGAAAAGUUAAAUGAUAACUUGCAGCGGAAACUGGACGAAGAAAUGCAUUAUCAUCAGACUGGCAGUCAUAUUGACAACAUGGUUAACCCUUCCAACCCAGACGCUGUAAGUGAGCUCAGAAGCCGUAAAGUAUUUCAUGAACCAUGUGAUAUGCCUCCACAAACUCCAGGGAAUUUUACACCUUUCAAUGGACCGCACAGCCCUGAACAAUCUGCUCAGAUGGCCCCAGGCUACAAUUAUCAGUUUCCUGAGUAUUCUCCGGGGGCAUAUGGCCCCACCCCCAACAAUGUUGGAUAUGUUUUGCCUAAUGAAUACCAAAGAAUGCCCAAUUCACAUCUUUUAGAUAAUUCGUCAAGUACACCGGAACCAGCGGCAAGUCGUUAUGAGCAAAGCUGGCAAGGGUUGCCUGGUUCUGUACCGUAUGAUUCUACUAAAGUUCCUGUUGCAGAAUCUGGGAUGCCAAGUCUUUAUCCACAAUACGGAACCUAUCCAUAUGCUAGUGGUGUCAGCCACACAGUAGGCACGCCAGGGAAUACUGUGUUCCCUAAGGGAAACUUUGGCUAUUCAGAUACUUAUACUCCGAGUAGUUAUAUUCCAGGAUUUGCAUUUUAUUGUGCAGGUGUGACUGAUUACUAUGCUUUUUGCUUUUGCCUUUCCUUAGAUAAACUUGUCAAUCUGACUAUAUCAAAUAGUAGAGCCAUUCAAAUUGGAAGUGGUAAUUAUAUGUCAGUUGUGGAAUCACCAGUAAGGAACAGGCAUACCGCUCAAAAUCAGAACCACAGCCAUUAUAAACAGGCGUUUGAGAACAAUGCAUUAGUGACUGAGCAACAGCUUCGUCUUCUGAGAGAGAACUUGUCCAAGAAAUGGAAGGAGUUUGCUCGCGAAGUUGGAUUUCGACAACCAGAAAUUGAAGAGAUUGACCAUGACUAUGAAAGAGAUGGACUUAAGGAAAAAGUUUUCCAAAUGGUGUACAAGUGGCAAAUGAAAGAAGGAUCUAAGAAUGCCACAGUUGGCAAGGUGGCAAAGGCCCUAUAUGCUUUGGACGAAAAGGGCCUUCUUAAUGAUCUAAUUCAGCUGAACUAAACCAUGCAAACAC